AUGCACCCCGAGACGAUGACUAUUCAAGCUCAAAACGACGUGACGAUGACCGCCGAAGCUCCCGACGAGACAGCCCUCGACGUAGAUCCUCUCGCAGCCCCCGGCAUCAUCAUAGGGACAGAUCUACAAGCUCAACUGGCGACAGGCGCAGACGCAGACAUUCGCGCAGUCCCCGAAGAGAGCGCAGAGAACGAUCAACCAGUUCCGCCGCAGAAGACCGCCGCAGACACAGAUACCGCAGUCACCGACAUCGUGAUAGUCGCGGAGAUGAAGAACGAUCAUAUAAGAGACGCCCGCGAUCCCGUUCUCGCUCACCACGACCAUCGCGCAGCUCUCCACCUCGUGCAUUGCAACGCAGCGGUCCGCUACCUUCACAAGAAACAAAAGCCCAAUUUCAGCUCUACCGGCAGAUUGGCGGCAGAAAGCAAUACAGUUCAAGUCCAAGGCGGAGAAGGAAUCGUCUUGAAAUACCAUGAGCCUCCAGAGGCUCGCAAACCACCUGCCAAGGAAGCGUGGCGUAUGUAUGUCUUCAAGGGAGAAGAUCUACUAGAAACUGUGGAACUUCUGGAACGCAGUUGCUGGCUUGUCGGUCGCGAGCGAACUAUCGUGGAUUUCCCUCUCGACCACCCCAGUUGCUCGAAGCAGCAUGCUGUGCUCCAGUUCCGAUUUGUUGAAAAAAAGAACGAAUUUGGUGACCGUAUCGGAAAGGUCAAGCCUUACCUCCUUGAUCUGGAGAGCGCCAAUGGCUCUAGUGUUAACGGGGAGACCGUACCAGCAGGUCGCUACGUGGAGGUCAUGGACAAAGAUGUGAUUCGCUUUGGAUUGAGCUCCCGCGAAUACGUUCUCAUGCUACCUCCUAGCUGA
This is a messenger RNA of Penicillium antarcticum, 864 nucleotides long. RefSeq names its product putative FHA domain protein SNIP1. Gene Ontology annotation, biological process: mRNA splicing, via spliceosome; maintenance of RNA location. Lineage: Eukaryota; Fungi; Ascomycota; Eurotiomycetes; Eurotiales; Aspergillaceae. Bases 1 to 864 code for a protein of 287 amino acids. Gene Ontology annotation, cellular component: nucleus. The transcript has 2 exons. Gene Ontology annotation, molecular function: protein binding; mRNA binding. The record is from RefSeq and is a predicted model, not a curated record.